AUGCUCUCUAGGACUCUCGCAGACUUGAAGUCUCCGCUUCUUUCAGAAAUUCCCCGUUGUCGUCGCUCUCACACACGUUUCGGCGCGAUACAUUCGCCAUCACCGCCAAACUUUUCACGACUCGCAUUACAUGCAUCAAGGUUCCCAAAAUUCAGCAUCGCAUAUCUUUUUAACCAUCACGGUGUCGCAGGUUAUUCGUCCCUUAGUCCCGGCCGACCUCGUCUGGAAGACUCGACGCGCACGCGCCCCUAUUAG
Fusarium poae is the source of this 255-nucleotide messenger RNA. RefSeq lists its product as uncharacterized. The transcript has 2 exons. The record is from RefSeq and is a predicted model, not a curated record. Bases 1 to 255 code for a protein of 84 amino acids. Lineage: Eukaryota; Fungi; Ascomycota; Sordariomycetes; Hypocreales; Nectriaceae.